This is a messenger RNA of Symbiodinium necroappetens, 951 nucleotides long. NCBI's taxonomy places the organism in Eukaryota, Dinophyceae, Suessiales, Symbiodiniaceae. The record is from the annotation of a GenBank genome assembly.
AUGGCGGCGCAAGGCGCCAACAAUGGGAACGGCGCUACCAGCAGGAUUGGAGACAUGUCAGAACUCCUGGGACUCUCGAAGCUGCAGGAAGUCCUUCAAAGCCUCGCUGAGGAGCAGGCCAAAGUCGAUGCGACACAGGAGAAGCAGGAUGAGAAGAUCUCGGCUGCCAGCACUCGACUCGACACGCUUGAACAGGGCUUGCAGGAGGUCACCUUGACCUUGGUCCCGGAACUGCAACGACAGCUUGAGAACAUCCAAGAGCAGUGCAAGGCCGUCGAGGAAGCAACUCGGAAACUUCGAGAUCAGGAGGCUCAGCUCACCAGCCAGUCGGCUCGCGUUGCUCUCUUGGAAAAGCAGGUGAACGAGCGCUUGUCCUCCUUGGAGGGCAAGGUGAGUGGCCUUGAGCUGAAGGAAGAGGAGCGCUACACCGAGGUCAAGCUCGCGAUCGCUUCUGUCCAGGAGGGCCAAACGCUCCAAGCCGAGGAGAUCAAGGCUGCAGAGGCUGCCCGACAUGAAGCCAUGCAGGAAGAGCGCCGACGUCAGCAGGAAGCAGAGGCCUUGCGUGAAAGCGAGCGGGCACAGCUCGAGGCGCAGCUGGCGCAGCAGGAGGCCGAUCGCCAAAAGAAGGAGGAGGAAGCAGAGCAGCGUCGCGCAGAUGAGCAAGCUGAACGACGCAAGCAACAGGAACAGGAGGCUCAAGCAGCAAAGGCUGCCAAAGAGGCCAAGGAGGCCCAGGAAGCCAAGGAACGUGCGGAUGCAGAGGCGGCUGCAGCACUGGCUGCGAAACAAGCCGCGGAGGCCUCCGUUGAGGCGGCUGCGGAGCCGGAGGAGAGCACUCAGCCAGUAGCACCGACUGCCUCGAGCAAUCCUCUGAAGAGACUGAGCGCGGCACAGAGAAACCAGCACAAACUUUGCAAAAAGAAGUUGAAGGAGAUCGAAGGUCUCCAGGCA